Messenger RNA from Aspergillus uvarum CBS 121591, 1891 nucleotides. Its product is annotated as chlorohydrolase family protein. Gene Ontology annotation, cellular component: cytosol. Gene Ontology annotation, molecular function: zinc ion binding; guanine deaminase activity. The transcript is spliced from 3 exons. Gene Ontology annotation, biological process: guanine metabolic process. The record is from RefSeq and is a predicted model, not a curated record. Bases 296 to 1891 code for a protein of 531 amino acids. Lineage: Eukaryota; Fungi; Ascomycota; Eurotiomycetes; Eurotiales; Aspergillaceae.
CUUCUCUGCUUCGCUUUUUUUCGAUUUGUUCGGUUUGGCUUUCUGUUGGACUGGCUUUGUGCUAAGUAGUGAGUUGUUUGUUUGGCUGCUGUGAGAUAAGUUUGAGUUUGGGCCUUGCAGCGUGCAGAACGUGGUUUGUGAUCUGGGGACGGUGAGUUGUGAGUUGAACACCUGUUCGGAAACAUAUCCUCGGUUAGCUCUGGAUAUUCGGGGAAAAAACGUCGCAUAAUCCAAGCGCGCCCACUGGUUAAAUCCGCUAUCUUGAGUUUGUCAAAUCCUCAUUCCAGUCUCUACAAUGGUAUCCCCCAUGUACACCCUCUACGUGGGGACGUUCAUCCAACUCCCCCGGACCACCUCUCCGGACGAGAAACAUGAGCUCGCCAUCACCCGCGGCGCCCUCUGGGUGUCUGCCGCGGACGGCAAGAUCAAGGGGUUCGACUGGAGCAUCGCGACCGAGUCCGACCUGCAGACCCUGCUCAAGCGACACGGAUGGGUGCUCGAGGGCGCAGGGAGCCGCACCAGCGUGCGCGUGAAGCUUGUACGAGCACGAGAAGAGGAGAACGAGUUCUUCUUCCCUGGCUUUAUCGACACCCACAUCCACGCCCCGCAAUACCCGAACACGGGGCUCUUCGGCAGCGCGACCCUCCUCGACUGGCUGCAAACCUACACCUUCCCAAUGGAGGCCUCCUUCGCCAGCCCGGCCUCGCUGCCCAGCCUGCCCCCGCCCACCGCCUACCGCGCCUACUCGCAGGUCAUCGCGCGGACGCUGAGCCACGGCACGACGACGGCCUCCUACUACGCGACCAUCCACGUGCCGGCCACGAACCUGCUCGCGAGCCUCGCGCACCAGCGCGGCCAACGCGCCCUGAUCGGCCGCGUCUGCAUGGACAACCCGGGCACGUGCCCGACCACCCUGAUCGACGAGUCUCCCGAGGACAGCAUCCAAAACACCGAGGCCGUCAUCGCGCACAUCCACUCCCUCGCCCCGGCCACCUCAAAAGAAACCCUCGUCAAGCCCGUCCUCACCCCGCGCUUCGCCCCCUCCUGCACCCCCGCCGCUUUAUCGGGUCUCGCCACCCUCGCCAAGCGGUACAAACCCCCGCUGCACAUCCAAACGCACAUCGCCGAGAACGUCAACGAGAUCGCGCUCGUCCGCCAGCAGUUCCCGGACUGUGAGAAUUACGCUUCUGUAUAUGAUACCGCGGGGCUACUCACCCCGCGAACCAUCCUGGCGCACGCCGUGCACUUCUCCGCGGCGGAGCGGUCCCUCGUCGCCACCCGCGGCGCGAAGGUCAGCCACUGUCCCGCCAGCAACUCGGCGCUGGGGUCGGGGAUCUGUCCGGUGCGGUGGCUGCGAAGGGGCGGGGUGGUCGUCGGGCUGGGCAGCGACGUGAGCGGCGGGUAUAGCGUGGGGCUGCUGGAGGGGGUGCGCCAGGCGUGUUUGGUAUCCCGAUUAGUCCGCUUCUUGCAUCCUGCAGCAGAGGAGAAGGGUGAGGACGGGGUGGUCUCCGUCGAGGAAGCGCUGUACCUCGCCACGCGGGGCGGGGCGGCGGUCGUCGAUCUGCCGGAUCUGAUUGGGGGGUUCGAGCUGGGGAUGGCGUGGGAUGCGCAGCUGAUUCAUCUGGGGAGGUUUAAGCCGGCGGGGCUGUGGGGGAGCGAGGGCGCCACGAGUAAUGUGGACGUGUUUGGGGCGGAGAGCUGGGUCGAGAAGGUGCAUAAGUGGGUGUGGUCCGGGGAUGAUCGGAAUGUGAGGGCGGUUUGGGUGCAGGGGCGGUUGGUGCACGGGGGGGAGGGUGGUGAUGUUAAGGGGGGGUGGGGUGGGUGGAAGUGGGUGUGGGGUUUGGUUGGGGUGGGCGCUGCUUGGGUGAUUGUGAGGAGGGUUAAUGGAUGA